AUGUCUGUUGAGGUGCGGCGGCACCAGCUGCAGCAGCAGCAGCAGCAGCAGCAGCAGGGCCGGCGUCUGCAGCAGCCGCAACUAGAACGUCGGGAGCCUCCUCAGCUUUCGCAUCAGGAGCAGCAUCCGCUGCAACAGCAGCCGCAGCAGCAAUCUCAGCAGCAGCAGCAGCAGCAGCAGGAUCAGCAGGAUGGCGCGAAGCCACGCAAGAGCGGCUUUAAGCUGCUUAGCGGUUUGCUGCACCGCUCCAGCGGCGGACGUUCUUCUUUGUCUCCUGAUUUAAAUUCGUUGCGUGAUAUAAUACAAAGAGACACGGCAGCGAGAGACGUAGAAAAAGAUUAUCCCGUGCCUCUCUGGCUCAAGCGCCAGGGUGUAUCUGCACCCUGUGCAUACACCCAAACGUUUCAAGGCAAAUACGGAACCGUCAAUUACUCAGUCAAAGGAAUUCAGAACAAUAAAACAGUGUUGACCUUCCACGGGUUGAACGGAUCGAUGCAAACUUUUCAAGACCUUCAAAAUGUCCUUGCCGGCUUCGGAUACAGAGUUAUCACUUUUGAUCUGUACGGGCAUGGCUUGUCCGCUUCUCCCGCCUACCGUUUUUUUAAACGGCGAUACUCGGACGAUUUUUUUGUCGAUCAGGCCGAAGAACUUCUCGCCCAUUUGCAACUCAAUCAAGAAAAACUAGCUCUUGUUGGGUUUUCUAUGGGGGGAGUUAUAGCGGCUCGCUUUGCAUGCAGACACCCGACUAUGGUGAAUUCUGUCUCUUUAAUAUCUGCUGCGGGCCUUAUACCUAAAAAGCCAUUCCCUGUCUCCGUGCUGCAGCGAGAUACAGCAGAGGAGAAAGAGAAGACAACAACCAUGAACAAGAGAAAAACACAAAGACAGACACGGCUGAAGCAACAGCAACGCGAAACGAAUCGAAGAAACAACACCUCCCUUCUCCCCACUCAACUAAAGAAUGCAGCAGCAGCAGCAGCAGCAGCGGGAGUGGCGGCAGCAGCAGCGGCAGCGGCAACAGCAGCAGCAGCAUUGGGAGAAGGGACAGGUGUGCAAAGAGACACAGCAGCAGCAGCAACAACAAGAACAACUGCACUGCCUCACACCCGAGGCAGUCACAUUCGAGUGCAGCUGCAGCAGCAGGAGCAGCAGCAGGCGCAGCAGCGGGAGCAGCAGCAGGAGGCGCAGGUGCAGCAGCAGCAGCAACAGCAACAGCAGCAGCAGAAGGGGGAGCUUUCGAUUCCGCUGGGGAAGCAGCAGACGCCGUGUUUGCUGCUGUGGGGAGGAGACGAUCCCGUGGUAGCUGUGGAUUGCUGCAGCCUUUUGUGCAGCUUGCUGCCGAAUCAUGCGUUAGUUGUUUUCCCUCACUGCCAUCAUUUGCUGCUAGCAGAAAGACCGCAUGCAUGCAUUGCGUUGAUAUUAACUUUUCUUGGCUUUAUACCCGACUUUGAACGAACAAACCGAAAUAGCAGCAGCAGCAGUAGUAGCAGCAGCAGCAGGAAGAACGGCAAAGAACGACGAAAGAAAACGCAUUCACAACAGCAGCAGGAACAGCAGCAACAGCAACAGCAGCAGCAGCCACAAGUGUAUAUGCCCGUAUGGAGAUAUUUGCUGCCGUUCUCUCCUGAUGGGGUGUACGUACACCCGAGAUUUCGCUGUCCUCCCACUCUUACCCCUAAAGAAUAUCUCGAUUUGCUGCAGUAUAAACCCCGCUUCAGUGUUUGCUUUGAGGGCCCCUCUUCUGGGGACCCUGCUGCAGGGCUUGGCGAGAAGAGUAAAGAAAGAAAACAUAACCGCAAAAGUAAAAAAAAUGCAGCAGCAAUUCAACAACAGCUUCUUCUGCAAGGGCCCAGCAGCAGGAUCCAACAGCACAAGCAACACGACCAGCAGCACAAGCAGCAGCAGCAGCAGCAAGAGCAGGAGCAACAGGCGCAGCAGGAGCAACAGAUAAGCGAUGGGGAGGAAUUGCACGAAGUGCCAACGCUGCACAGAGGGGUCUCAAGGGAGGAGGCAGCAAAAGCUGCUUCUGCUGCAAGCAGCAGCAGGAAACCAGCAGCAGCAGCAGCAGCAGCAGUCGCAGAAGAAGUAGUUGUCCUUCCUGACUCUGAGAUAGAAGAAGCUUCUUCUCCUCCGUCUAAGCCUGAACACACAGUACCAGUCAGAGGUCAAAUGCCUCCUGGGGCUACCUCUAUCAAAGGCAGCACACCAGCAGCAGGAAAAUCAGGUUCUGCUGUUGGUGCUGCUGCUUCUGCUGCUGGUUUGAAGCAUACGGGGUCGCUGCAGGAUUUUUUCUUUGCGG
Eimeria acervulina is the source of this 2296-nucleotide messenger RNA. RefSeq names its product hydrolase, alpha/beta fold family domain containing protein, putative. The record is from RefSeq and is a predicted model, not a curated record. The transcript has 8 exons. The annotation marks the transcript as partial. NCBI's taxonomy places the organism in Eukaryota, Apicomplexa, Conoidasida, Eucoccidiorida, Eimeriidae.